Messenger RNA from Cryptosporidium ubiquitum, 870 nucleotides. RefSeq names its product 2-phosphoglycerate kinase. The transcript has a single exon. Lineage: Eukaryota; Apicomplexa; Conoidasida; Eucoccidiorida; Cryptosporidiidae. The record is from RefSeq and is a predicted model, not a curated record. Bases 1 to 870 code for a protein of 289 amino acids.
AUGUUAACUUUAAAUAAGUUUAACAUUAGGAGGUUGCUUAUUACGUGUCAGAUAUACGAUAGCGAUCAAAUAGAUAAAAUCUUAGAUACUCUUUCAGAGUAUGGCAUUGAUGAGUGCCAAGAUGAAUUCUUGGAUAUGCUAGUAAAGAAUACAUUACUGAUAAUAAACAGAGAUAUCAGUGAAGAAGUUAAAGUUAUGAAAGAGAUUUUUAUAUCAAAACUUGCAAUUAUUCCUCUUAUUUUUGGAGUUCAAAGCUCAAAUAAAUCCUCCGUGAUAAUUGAUCUAUCAUAUUAUUUGAAUAUUCCAAAUGUUGUAUCUACAAAUACUGUUAAAGAAACAUUGAGAAUUUACCAUGGUAGGAUAAAUGAUAAACCAGAAAAUGAAAAUCUUAGUUUUUCGAACUACUUAAUUGACUCCAGAGAAAUUUUUAAAGGAAUUCAAGUUGACAUUGAAAAGGCAGUCAAACAAGGAAAAUCUAUUAUUUUGUGUGGACAUAAUCUAUUCUUACCAUACAUCUUUGAACUCUAUUCUAGUGGUCUUUUUCCAGCUCCGAUAAUAAGUAGGGAAGGAGAAGAUAUUGAAAAUAGUGGUUUCCCAUUAUAUUACCUUCCAGCCAACAAUAAAGAUUCAAUUAACUUACUUUUUGUGCCUAUUUUGCUUAAAGUAGAUAUGAAUAAAACUCGAACAAAACCUGAAACAAGGCAUUCUUUACAAACUCUUCAAGAUGAAAUUAUUGCCAAUACUGUGAAUAACAUUGUAAACUGGCCAGUACACAUUGUUUCACAUGAUCCAGAUACCCCACAAAAAACCUCUAAAAUAAUUCACCAAAUAAUUAUUAAAAGCCUAAAAAAAGUCAUAUAUCCCACCUAG